AUGAUUCAUUCGCAACCAAUAUCUCCAAAUACAAUAAAAAAAAUUGAUCUGCCUGAUUCAACAAUGGAAAUUACUUCCACUGUUAACAGUAUUCUUGCAAGUACUAUUACAACCGACUCAGAAGAAUCAGAAACACUUCAAGAAUCAAUUUCUUCUUUAACUUCAGGUAUUAAAACAGGUCCUAAAUGGGAUUAUUCAGCAUCAUUAUCAAAUAAUAGUCGCCAAUUAUCUAGAUCUAGUAGUUAUAAUAAUAGUAAUAUAACUUCAGGAUUAUGUUUAAAUGUCAAAGGUCAUAUAUCUAUUCCUCAACCAGAAGUUAUUCAAAAUGUCUUAUACCCAGUAUCUGACUUAGUCCAACAAAAGAUCUUACAUGAAAGAUCUCAAAUUGCGGAUCUUCUUAAUAAUGACAAUAGUAAUAAAAAUCCCCUUUUGGUAAUUGCUGGUCCAAAAUAUAUAAAAGAUAAGAAUCAAAUAAAAGCAUGUGCUCAAUAUCUCGGGAUGAAAACUGGGAAAACUUUCCAAUCAAUUCCUAAUGAAUUUCUUCCAGAAGAUAUAAAAUCAAUCUAUCAAGAUCAAUCUACAUUACCUAAUUUAUUAUUAUCCCUCAGAUCAAACUUAACCAAAUACAAUCAUGAAUAUGGAUCAACCACCAGUAACCCCUCUUCAAUCAUGACAUAUGAAAUAGCUCAAGGUAUUCCUCAAUGUCGUUCAUUACUUUGUGAAUUAGCCGAACAAGUCCCUUUAGUCGCUGAAAUCUCCGAUACAUUAACCCCACAAUAUCUUUCUGAUUUAUUCACAAUGGGAUUAGUAGGUCCUACCUUAAUGGAAUGUCAAUUACAUCGUGAAUUAGCUUCUGGAUUAUCUUGUUCUGUGGGUUUUAAUCCUGGGUUUGAUGAGGAUAUGUUUGAUCAUAAAUUAACUAGUGCGUUGGAUUCAAUUUAUGCCACUUCUCAACCUCAUCAAUUUUUGUCGAUAACUAAAUCAGGUACUGUUGCUGUUGUGGGUACAACUGGGAAUCAAGAUACUUUUGUCAUUUUACCUAUAAAUGAAAAGAUCACCUUGGAUGAGAUUGUUAAAUUUAUUGCGCAAAUUAAUGGUUAUAAGAAUUUAAAAAACAAAAUUGUCAAGAUUGUUUUGGAUAUUGAACGAGUUUCAAAUUCAGAUUAUGAAUAUAAAUUAAGCUUAUUGAAACAAUUAUUCAAGAAUCAAGAUAUUAGUCAACAAAUUGUCGGGGUAAUGAUUGAUACUGGUGAUCAUUAUGUUCCAAAUGAUUUAGAAGUUGAUUUAACUCCUGGAGAUGAACAGGAUGAAGAUGAAGAAUGGGUAAAUCUCCUUGAUGAGGAUUCAUACACUACGGAAAAUGAAAGAAAAUUAGUUGAAUUAACCAAAAAAUUAUUACAUAAGAAAUCAUUAAGAUCAAUUAGAUCAAAAAAUUCAACUACUGAUUCCUUAACAAGUUUCCAACCUAAUUCAAGUUAUGAUUAUUUCAUAAAUGCAAACAAAAUAUUAAUUGAAUUAAAUAACCUAAGAAAUUAA
Molecule: messenger RNA, 1536 nt
Organism: Hemisphaericaspora subhashii
Lineage: Eukaryota; Fungi; Ascomycota; Pichiomycetes; Serinales; Debaryomycetaceae
Exons: 1
Coding region: 1-1536 (511 amino acids)
Biological process (GO): aromatic amino acid biosynthetic process
Cellular component (GO): cytoplasm
Molecular function (GO): 3-deoxy-7-phosphoheptulonate synthase activity
Source: RefSeq, a predicted model, not a curated record